AUGGCGUCCGGAGCCGUCGUGCAAGUUGAAGGAGAAGCUGCCGCCGAGCUUCAUCCGCUAAGGAUCCGUGUGUCCACGCCCGCGCCCUCCGGUCCAGACAGUUUAGACACCCCCGACGACAGCUCUACACGAGGCACCAAGCGCCGGCGUGAGGAGGCCGCGCUGUUCCUGGAGAAAACGUACGAACUCUUGGAGCGUUAUCCACCUGACCUGGCCAGCUGGACGGCCAAGGGCGACAGCUUCGUUGUCAAGCAGCCCGCGGCGUUCGCGGAGCACGUGAUCCCCACGUAUUUUAAACACCGCAAGUUUAGUUCCUUCGUGCGGCAACUGAAUCUCUAUGGCUUCCGCAAGGAUUGGUGGGAGUUCCGCCAUGAACGCUUCGUACGAGGCCGCAGAGACCUGCUCUGUGAGAUCCGGAGACGAUCUCCUAGUGAUGCAAGGACGUCCACGCCAGUGUCCGGGACUCCAGUGGAGCGUGUCGAGUUUGAAGAACUACGAGCCGAAGUGAGCGGUCUACGCGAGGAGAUGCACAAGAUGCAGAGAACCAAUCAGCAACUCAAUGGGUUGCUACAGAAUCUGUUGCAGCGUUUUAGCGGAUCUGAGAACGACGGUGGCAAAAGCGCAAACCGACAGGAGUUCACCCCGACUCCAGCUUUUACCAACUCGCCUUCUGUAGCUCAGAGUCAACCGAGAUCUCUGCCGUCGAUAGCAUUGCCCAGUCCAACAGCUAGUGCCAGUCUAAGUGGUCCUCAACUAGCCUUACUUCAGCUCCGUCAGGGCCUGCAACAUCAGGGUACACCACGGGAGAUCUUGACACCUCGGACCCCUGCUUCGAGAUCCUUUCACUUACGACCAGUGCAGUCGUUGAUGGUUAAAGUGAGUCCAAGUAGUCGACCAGCUCCGAGUCCACGACCGAACCACAACUUCGUCGGCACUCCUUCAUACAGUCAACAACAGGAACAACUCAACAGAAGCCGAUGGUACCAAACCAAACCACUUGCUCAGCCAUCUCCGACUGCAAGUCGCUCGCCAGUGAAGCGUCUUCGCGUAGACUCAGCUAUCUCUGUGUCGGACUCUCAAGUAGGCUUCGGUCUCCGCUCUCCAGAGGACGCAGCAGUGCGUGAACUAAGUCGAAUUGCCUCGGAGAUUCGCUCCGAGUUGCUAGCUUGUAUCACUGCCCGUGUCACCGGUUUCCUGCGUGUCCACCGCGAGCAGACCGAGCCAACACGUGACGCUGAUGCUGACGCUGUGGGCGAAGCUGUGGGCUCGGAUAUCCGUCACCAACUCGCUCUACUACAGCCAUCGACUAGCACAACAGACCCGAAGCUCUUAGAUGCCGAGACAACGUGCAUGUAUCGCGUGGAGAUUCUCAAAUAUAUCUCCCGUGAGCUGCCACGUGCUGUCCAGGAUGCAGUUGACAAGCGACUGCCGGCACCGGAGAAGCUCAAGCAACGGCCGGCAAAAGACCGGUCGCUACUUGCACUGCUAGUGCAGAAGGCUCAGAAAGCUCUGGAGCGACAGAUGCACACGGAGACUGCCGCAGUAAGUACAGGACGUCGCUGA
This is a messenger RNA of Phytophthora infestans T30-4, 1563 nucleotides long. RefSeq names its product HSF-type DNA-binding, putative. The record is from RefSeq and is a predicted model, not a curated record. Gene Ontology annotation, biological process: regulation of DNA-templated transcription. Gene Ontology annotation, molecular function: sequence-specific DNA binding; DNA-binding transcription factor activity. The transcript has 2 exons. NCBI's taxonomy places the organism in Eukaryota, Oomycota, Peronosporomycetes, Peronosporales, Peronosporaceae. The coding region runs from base 1 to 1563 and encodes 520 amino acids.